GAUGAGCGUUGAACGGAUGUUUGUAAGAUUAGAUGAGCAAUCCAUAAAGUUAUCAGGCGCUUUCUUUUGAUGAUCUGAAGGAGGCUCGAAUUUUAUCAGACGUUUGUGAAUUUUUUAUGGAUCCGCUAGACAAUUGAAUUGGUCUCUAGUAAUGACUCCCAGUUGGUGAUAAUCAUUCUUUCUACUAAUAGCACCCCAAUUGAAAUGAUAGCAAGAAUAUAAAACUCCUUUGGUAGCCCGAAAUUCCCAUCAGUUUAGGAAUUUUUCUAGUGCUGUGAAGUGAUCACAAUGUUGAAGUAUUUGGUACUUGUGCUAGCUGCUGUGUCCUGUGCACUUGCAUCUACUACGACGAUAUAUCCAUGUCCUUCGACUGGACUUGAGCGUCUUCCUCACUCUUCCAGCUGUAGUCACUAUGUUCAGUGCGUCUCUGGAAUUCCUGUAAUCAGGCAGUGUGCUCCAGGAUUCUACUUCAGUGUUGAGUAUCAUGAGUGUAAACAUCCUUAUCUGGCUGAGUGUGACAUCGAAGAUCACGUCUGCCCACUAUUCAACGAUCCUCAGAAUUUAGUCUUUCUUCCCGAUGAACAAGACUGCGAAGCCUACCAUCUCUGUUACGAUGGUGAACCUGUUCGCUUUACUUGCUUCGACGGACUUCACUGGGAUCCAGUCAAUCAACGAUGCGACUACCCAUCGUUGGCUAACUGCCAGGCAGUGAACGUAAACUGCAAUGCUACUGGUAUCUCUGUAGUUCCCCAUCCCUUCCUUUGCAACAGAUUCUUCCACUGUGUCGAAGGUGAAAGUUUCCCAGAUAUUUGCCCUGGUAACUUGGUCUUUGAUGUCGUAAGGUGGAGAUGCCAUUCUCCAGAUGAAUCUACUUGUGUAUACUGGGACGAUGAAUACACAACAGUUGGCCCUACACCUUACCACAGAUAAGAAUAAAAUCACCUAUCCCAAAG
Molecule: messenger RNA, 953 nt
Organism: Phlebotomus papatasi
Lineage: Eukaryota; Metazoa; Arthropoda; Insecta; Diptera; Psychodidae
Product: peritrophin-1-like
Exons: 2
Coding region: 289-930 (213 amino acids)
Cellular component (GO): extracellular region
Molecular function (GO): chitin binding
Source: RefSeq, a predicted model, not a curated record